Molecule: messenger RNA, 3803 nt
Organism: Cebus imitator (Panamanian white-faced capuchin)
Lineage: Eukaryota; Metazoa; Chordata; Mammalia; Primates; Cebidae
Gene: TLR6
Product: toll like receptor 6
Exons: 3
Coding region: 290-2680 (796 amino acids)
Biological process (GO): immune response; cellular response to diacyl bacterial lipopeptide; toll-like receptor signaling pathway
Cellular component (GO): Toll-like receptor 2-Toll-like receptor 6 protein complex; membrane
Molecular function (GO): Toll-like receptor 2 binding; lipopeptide binding; transmembrane signaling receptor activity
Source: RefSeq, a predicted model, not a curated record
CAGAUGGCACCAAUCUGUUUCUAAGGUAUCGCUUUACUGUACUUUAAACUAAGGACUUGUAUUUGUCAAGCAUUUCCCGUUGUGUUUCCGCGCAUUUACAAGUUAUUUUCUCUUCUUCUGAAAAAGAGACCUUGAGAUGGAGUUUCGCCAUGUUGCCCAGACUGGCUUUGAACUCUUGGCCCAAGCGAUCGCCUGCCUUGCCUUCCCCAAGUUCCAGGAUUACAGAAUUUGGACUCAUAUCAAGAUACUCUGAAGAAUAACAACCCUUUAGGAUAGCCACUGCAACAUCAUGACCAAAGACAAUGAACCUAUUGUGAAAAGCUCCUGUUUUGUUGGCCUUAUGAUCAUAAUAGUUGGAACCAUCAUCCAGUUCUCCGAUGAAAGUGAAUUUGCAGUAGACAAGUCAAAAAGAGGCCUUACUCAAGUUCCAAAAGACCUACCGCUGAAAACCAAAGUCUUAGAUAUGUCUCAGAACUACAUAUCUGAGCUUCAGGUUUCUGACGUGAGCUUUCUGUCAGAGUUGAAAGUUUUGAUACUUUCCCAUAACAGAAUCCAGCUACUUGAUUUCAGUGUCUUCAAGUUCAAUCAGGAUUUGGAAUACUUGGAUUUAUCUCAUAAUCAGUUGCAAAAGAUCUCUUGCCAUCCUGUUGUGAGUUUCAGGCAUUUAGAUCUCUCAUUCAAUGACUUCAAGGCCCUGCCCAUUUGUAAGGAAUUCGGCAACUUGUCGCAACUGAAUUUCUUGGGAUUGAGUGCUAUGAAGUUACAAAGAUUAGAUUUGCUGCCAGUUGCUCACUUGCAUCUAAGUUAUAUCCUUCUGGAUUUAAGAAAUUAUUAUGUGAAAGAAAAUGAGAAAGAAAGUCUACAAGUUCUGAAUGCAAAAACACUUCACCUUGUUUUUCACCCAAACAGUUUAUUCUCUAUCCAAGUGAGUAUAUCAGUUAAUACUCUAGGGUGCCUACAACUGACUAAUAUUAAAUUGAAUGAUGACAACUGUCAAGUUUUCAUUAAUUUUUUAUCAGAACUCACCCGAGGUCCAAACUUACUGAAUUUUACCCUCAACCACAUGGAAACAACUUGGAAAUGCCUGGUUAGAGUCUUUCAAUACCUUUGGCCCAAACCUGUGGAAUAUCUCAAUAUUUACAAUUUAACAAUAAUUGAAAGCAUUCACGAAGAAUAUUUUACUUAUUCUAAAACGACAUUGAAAGCAUUGAAAAUAGAACAUAUCACAAACCAAGUUUUUCUUUAUUCGCAGACAGCAUUGUACACAGUGUUUUCCGAGAUGAACAUUAUGAUGUUAACCAUUUCGGAUACACCAUUUAUACACAUGCUGUGUCCUCAUGCACCAAGCACAUUCAAGUUUUUGAACUUUACCCAGAAUGUUUUCACAGAUAGUAUUUUUGAAAAAUGUUCCACGUUAGUUAAAUUGGAGACACUUAUCUUACGAAAGAAUGGAUUAAAAGACCUUUUCAAAGUAGGUCUCAUGACUAAGGAGAUGCCAUCUUUGGAAAUAUUGGAUGUUAGCUGGAAUUCUUUGGAAUCUGGUAGACAUGAGGAAAACUGCACUUGGGUUGAGAGUAUAGUGGUGUUAAAUUUGUCUUCAAAUAUACUUACUGACUCUGUUUUCAGAUGUUUACCUCCCAGGAUCAAGGUACUUGAUCUUCACAGCAAUAAAAUAAAGAGCAUUCCUAAACAAGUCAUAAAACUGGAAGCUUUGCAGGAACUCAAUGUUGCUUUCAAUUAUUUAACCGACCUUCCUGGAUGUGGCAGCUUUAGCAGGCUUUCUGUAUUGAUCAUUGAUCACAAUUCAGUUUCCCACCCAUCAACUAAUUUCUUCCAGAGCUGCCAGACGAUGAAGUCAGUAAAAGCAGGGAACAAUCCAUUUCACUGUACCUGUGAUCUAAGAGAAUUUGUCAAAAAUAUAGGCCAAGUAUCAAGUGAAGUGAUAGAAGGCUGGCCUGAUUCUUAUAAGUGUGACUACCCAGAUGGUUAUAGAGGAACCCCACUGGAGGACUUUCACAUGUCUGAAUUAUCUUGCAACAUAACUCUGCUGAUCGUCACUAUUGGGGCCACCAUGCUGGUGUUGGCUGUGACUAUGACCUCCCUCUGCAUCUACUUGGAUCUGCCCUGGUAUCUCAGGAUGGUGUGCCAGUGGACCCAGACCCAACGCAGGGCCAGGAAUGUACCCUUAGAAGAACUCCAAAGAAAUCUCCAGUUUCAUGCUUUUAUUUCAUAUAGUGAACACGAUUCUUACUGGGUGAAAAAUGAAUUAGUACCAAACCUAGAGAAAGAAGGUAUGCAGAUUUGUCUCCAUGAGAGAAACUUUGUUCCUGGCAAGAGCAUUGUGGAAAACAUCAUCAACUGCAUUGAGAAGAGUUACAAGUCCAUCUUUGUCUUGUCUCCCAACUUUGUCCAGAGCGAGUGGUGCCAUUAUGAACUCUACUUUGCCCACCACAAUCUCUUCCAUGAAGGAUCUAAUAACUUAAUCCUCAUCUUGCUGGAACCCAUUCCACAGAACAGCAUUCCCAACAAGUACCACAAGCUGAGGGCUCUCAUGACACAGCGGACUUAUUUGGAAUGGCCCAAGGAGAAAAGCAAACGUGGGCUUUUUUGGGCUAACAUUAGAGCCGCUUUUCAUAUAAAAUUAACACUAGUCACUGAAAACAAUGAUGUGAAAUCUUAAAAAAAAUUAAGGAAAUCCAAUCUAAGAAACCAUUAUUUACUUGAAUUGUGUGAACAGUACAGUUCUAAGUAACUGUCUGGAGGUGUCUCGGUUAUCCUCAUGCCUUCAGGAAAGACUUAACAAAAAAAACAAUGUUUCAUCUGGGGAAUUAGGCUAGGGGGUGAGGUGGUACUCAACUUGCCAGUGAGAGACAGCCCAGUCUCUUUUGGUUUAAUCAUUAUGUUUCAAAUUGAAACAGUCUCUUUUGAGUAAAUGUUCAGUUUUUCAGUUCCUUUUCCAAAUGGAUUCUGUGUGAGCAACAGUUUAUAUGGCUUCAUGGCUGCAAGAAAACAGUCAACUUCAGCAUCAUAUGCUCUGGGCCUUAGAGUGCCCUGUGAAUCCUAUUGGUCUCUGGGUCAGCAUCAUUAUUUUCUUCAACUUUGGGGCUUGGGGAAAAAAUGAGAUCAGCUAUGACAUAUAAAAAAGUCUUUUGUUUCACGUAUGUGUAAUAGCUUAUUUAAUAUUUUAUCCUGCUACACAAAUAUAUAAUUAACCAAUGAGGUCUCAUGACAUAAUAGUGUAGGUAUGUAAAGGAAAAUAUGGACUUAGUAAUAAGCUGUUGAGGUGAAAGACGUAGAUUUAUAUACUUUCCAAGAAAACUCAGGGCCAAAUAUAUUUGUAACUAGAUAUUGAAUGGGACUUUUCUGGUUGUCUCAGAAUUCUGGCUGAAGCCUCAAAGCUGACAAAAGACAGUAAAUGCACCCACAUGAUACUAGACACAGCUGGCCUAGACUUAUAAAAAGAUCAGAAAGAGACCAAUGACUCCCAGUCCAUCCUAUCCAUCUCUAGAAGACUAGAGUCAAAAGAGUGAUUAAAGAGUCAUUAAGUGGAGGUUCUAGAUUAAGAGGGAGAUUGCUUUGAAUUUCUUGCAAAGACAAGUGUGAGGGGCUCUAAGCAUGGUAGAAGGUAGCCUGGAAUCCCACUCCAAGACUGAAAGCUUACAGAUUAACAGGAGCAUGCUGGUUCAGUGCAGCAGAUGGGGGUGGCUUGAAAGCUCUUGGAAGAGCUUCAUGAAUGCUGGAGUUUGGGAUGAGGAUGGGCACUGGCAACACAAAAACUGGUAAACAGUGCUUGGCAAAUACAA